Molecule: messenger RNA, 5611 nt
Organism: Pogona vitticeps (central bearded dragon)
Lineage: Eukaryota; Metazoa; Chordata; Lepidosauria; Squamata; Agamidae
Gene: CDH11
Product: cadherin 11
Biological process (GO): cell-cell adhesion mediated by cadherin; multicellular organism development; cell-cell junction assembly
Cellular component (GO): catenin complex; adherens junction; plasma membrane
Molecular function (GO): cadherin binding; calcium ion binding; beta-catenin binding
Source: RefSeq, a predicted model, not a curated record
CUUCCACUAGCUCGGAGCCUCAUUCAGCCGCCGUUUGCCGGUGGAGCGGAAUAGGCUGGAGAGCCAGCCAGCCAGCGAGCCAGAUCGCGGCUGCCGCUGCGCCUUGGAGUGGGAACUUGCCUCGCUCGCCUUGCCUGCCAGAGGUGACACGGGCAGAAGACGCAGCAGCCGCGGCCGGACUCCCAGAAAGGAGUGGGAUAUCAGAUACAUGACAGCACAGAACUAAAAAGAAAAAUUCACUGGGAUUAUCAACUUCCUCAAAUGGAUGGAAUAUUCUACUUCAAUUGGCAACAGGUGGCCAAUGGGUGAAGGAGACAAUUUGGGAGAUCGUACAGCAGUAAAGUGAUGCGCUUAAGAAGUGGUGACAUCUUGGACACCGGAAGCUGCCUCUAAAACUUCCAGUGGAUUAUAGAGGAUUACUCUUGUGGUGACCCAGUGAAAGGAAGACUGGGAGAUACUCUGGUGCCUAUACACUAACCAAAAAUGAAGGAGGACCACUGUUUACACGCUGCUCUUAUUUGUCUGGGAAUGGUGUGCUACAGCCUUGCCACGAUGACCGAAAAACAGAACCAUUCGAGGCCAUCACUCCAUGGUCACCAUGAAAAAGGGAAGGAAGGGCAAGUUCUCCACCGUUCAAAAAGAGGAUGGGUGUGGAAUCAGUUUUUUGUAAUAGAAGAGUAUACAGGACCGGAUCCUGUGCUAGUGGGCAGGCUUCAUUCAGAUAUCGAUUCUGGAGAUGGGAACAUCAAAUACAUUCUCUCAGGUGAAGGAGCGGGAAUCAUUUUUGUUAUCGAUGACAAAUCAGGGAACAUCCACGCAACAAAGACACUGGACCGGGAAGAAAGAGCUCAGUACACAUUAACGGCUCAAGCGGUGGACAGGAAUACCAACCGACCCCUGGAGCCACCUUCAGAAUUCAUUGUCAAAGUUCAAGAUAUCAAUGACAACCCCCCUGAAUUUCUGCAUGAAAACUACCAUGCCAAUGUACCAGAAAGGUCCAACGUAGGUACUUCUGUAAUUCAGGUGACCGCUUCAGAUGCUGAUGAUCCUACCUAUGGAAAUAGUGCCAAACUAGUUUACAGUAUCCUUGAAGGUCAGCCGUACUUCUCUGUGGAAGCACAAACAGGUAUUAUUAGAACUGCCCUUCCCAACAUGGACAGAGAAGCGAAGGAGGAAUAUCACGUUGUCAUACAAGCAAAGGACAUGGGAGGACACAUGGGAGGACUCUCAGGGACAACCAAAGUGACAAUUACACUUACUGAUGUCAACGACAACCCACCAAAAUUCCCACAGAGUGUUUACCAGAUGUCAAUAUCAGAAGCAGCUGUCCCGGGAGAAGAAGCUGGAAGGGUAAAAGCCAAAGAUCCAGAUAUCGGGGAAAAUGGCUUAGUAACUUAUAAUAUUAUUGAUGGAGACGGCAUAGAAAUGUUCGAAAUCACAACCGAUUAUGAGACUCAGGAAGGCGUUGUGAAGCUUAAGAAGCCUCUUGAUUAUGAAACCAAAAGGACCUACAGUGUGAAGGUAGAAGCAGCCAAUAUACAUAUUGACCCAAAGUUCAUCAGCAAUGGACCGUUCAAGGAUACAGUAACUGUGAAAAUCAAUGUGGAAGAUGCUGAUGAGCCGCCAGUAUUUUUAGCACCAUCUUACAUUCUUGAAGUGGAAGAGAAUGCAGGCCCAGGUGCUCCAGUUGGGAGAGUACAUGCCAAAGAUCCUGAUGCAAAAAACAGCCCAAUCAGAUAUUCAAUUGAUCGUCACACUAACCUUGACAGAUAUUUCACUAUCAGUGCAGAAGAUGGUUCAAUUACGACCACAAAAAAGCUGGAUAGAGAAGAAAUGGCAUGGCAUAAUAUCUCAGUAUUUGCAUCUGAAGUCCAUAACCGGCACCAGGAAGCUAAAGUUCCUGUAGCAAUCAAGGUCCUUGAUGUAAAUGACAACGCUCCAAAAUUUGCAGCUCCCUAUGAAACAGUUAUUUGUGAAAAGGCACAGACCAACGAGCCAUUAAUUACAAUUACUGCAGAAGACAAGGAUGAUACAGCCAAUGGACCAAGAUUUAUCUUCACUUUGCCACCAGAAAUGAUCCAGAAGCCUAAUUUUACUCUCCGUGAUAACCGAGAUAACACGGCGAGCGUUUAUGCGAAACGCACGAGCUUCAAUCGUCAGGCGCAAGACUUGUACUUUCUGCCGAUUGUGAUCAGUGACGGUGGGAAUCCCCCACAAAGCAGCACCAAUAUGCUGACCAUUCGGGUCUGUGGGUGCGAUGGGAAUGGCAUCUUGAUCUCUUGCAACCCAGAAGCCUACACGCUGAAUGCUGGACUUAGCACUGGAGCUUUAAUUGCCAUCCUCGCUUGCAUCGUGAUAUUGUUAGUGAUUGUAGUGUUGUUUGUAACACUAAAACGUCAAAAGAAAGAGCCUCUCAUUGUUUUUGAAGAAGAAGACGUCCGAGAAAAUAUCAUUACUUACGAUGACGAAGGGGGAGGGGAAGAAGACACAGAAGCUUUUGAUAUUGCUACCUUGCAAAACCCGGAUGGCAUCAAUGGAUUUAUUCCUCGUAAAGACAUCAAACCAGAAUACCAGUACAUGCCAAGGCCAGGGCUUCGGCCAGCUCCAAACAGUGUGGAUGUUGAUGACUUUAUCAACACGAGAAUACAAGAAGCCGAUAAUGACCCGACAGCUCCACCCUAUGACUCUAUCCAGAUCUACGGCUAUGAAGGCAGAGGCUCAGUGGCUGGUUCACUUAGCUCGUUAGAGUCAGCAACGACGGAUUCCGAUUUGGACUAUGACUAUCUACAAAAUUGGGGACCUCGUUUUAAGAAACUAGCAGACUUAUACGGCUCCAAAGACAAUUUUGAAGAUGAUUCUUAACAAUAAAGUUACAAAUUUGGCCUUAAGAACUGUGUCUAAUAUUCUGAACAAAAUGAACGAAAAAAAUAAUAAUAAUCAGAGAAAAAAAAUGUAAGCAGGUAUUUUUUUAAAAUAAAACAAGGAAAGACUUAUCUGAAGCAUCUAGGUUUGGUGAGGGAGUCUUUAAUUGCAAAUGGACAGAGGGGAAAAAAGUGGUAAAUACUGUGAAGUACCUUUUCGUGCAAAAAGGCAAAGACAGAAGUUGGGAACAGCUUCACCAGAAGGGAGAAAAAAAUAUAACCACUUGUGAAAUACAAAAUAUUUAAGUGAAGGGAAAUUCUGAAGUCAUCCUAGAAUUGAGGGCAAUCUUUUCCUAUAUUUUAUGAACAGCCGAGUCUUUUAUGUCAAAGAAGCUUCCACAAAUUAGAAAGGAUAACAGUUCAGAGCUGUAAUUUCGCCUUAAAUCAUGGACACUCCCUAUGUAGUGCAUUUUUAAACUUGAAAUAUAUAAUAUUCAGCCAGCUUAAACACAUAUGUAUGUACAGGACAAUGUACAAUUAUAAUGUCUUUAGAGCAUCCAACUUGUUUCAGCUGACUCUUGUAAAUCUUUUUGCUUAUACUUUCAUCUUAAUCUAAUACGUGCCAGAUAUAAAACUGUCUUGUUUCAGUGGGAGGCGCCCUAUUUCUAUGUCAUUUUUAAAUGUAUCUAUUUGUACAAUUUUAAAGUUCUUAUUUUUAGUAUACAUACAAAUAUCAGUAUUCUGACAUGUACGAAAUGUUACAUCACACUUAUAUUUUAUGAACAUUGUACUGUUGCUUUAAUAUGUGCUUCUAUAUAUGAAGCAGACUUUGAAAUAAAAAGGAUUUUUUAAAUUCCUGUUUGUUUAUUAAACAUUUAAAGGGAAAGCAUUGUUUCUGGUGCUCUGUUCGCAGAUGUAUAUCCCUAUAUCUCUAAAUACCAGGCUCACCUUUGACUAGCCCUCCUUAUUAUGCACUUGUAGCUAAAGUUGUCUUGUUAAGUGAUUAGUCAAAAAUGAAUUACAAAUCAAUUUUUAAGAUAAAUACUAGCAAAGUCUGUAUAGACCUGGUGUCUACUUUGCAACAGUAGAGACUUUAAAUAUGAAACAAGUAUGCUCUAGGCCCACUUUGGUUUCUUUUUCUAAGUAUGGCCAUGUCGAAAGUAUUUAUCUUACCUCUUGAUAAUUCCAUAGCCUUUCACAAACGACUUUAUGAGUAAGCAAGUCUACAUGAGUGUACUUUUAAGUUUUUCCAUGGCAAUGAAGCUGAAUCCAUCAUAGGCUUCUGUGAGCUUCAAGAGACUUAAAGAUGGGUUUGACCCAUUUUUUGGCUGCAGGCCACGAACGACUUUCUGUCCAACAAUGUCAGUAGUUAUUAAUUGGGGCUUUGACAUGUAAGUAGGUGUGUUACUUAGUCUGCUAGACUGGCAUUGCUGCAUCUAAAAGAAAAAGAGAAAAAAAAUUAAAGACGGCUUAUUUGACUUGUUUUCUACAUUGUUUUAAGCAAUUCUUUUUUAAAGGAUCUAUAGAUUAGUUCUGGAUUAGUUUAGACAGCCCAGGAGAGGAGAUGAUCAUUGUGAUUCAAAUCGCUAUGUACAUUAGCUGAAGGAGGACUGGAUACAACAGGAAAUAGCUCCAUUACUUGGGGAAGAGGACUAUGGCUUAAAAAAUACAGACACUUCUGAGACAUAAAUCCACUGCCAGCAGUGUUUCUGCCAUUAUAGCCAGAUUGACUAGACAGAUUGCUCUGAGGAUUGGAUGGGCUGGUUUUGGAUCCACUGGACUCAAAGCCCUUCCAUUCCUCACUGAGGCAUUAUUACUAUAUCCCUAACUUACAGCGGUGUCCAGCUGGUGUACAUGUUAGCUCUGUCACCUAUUUGGAGGAUUAUGUGUUGUCAGAAGAAAAGGGGGUAACUUCCCCUUCCACCAUGGCAGAUGUCGGGAUGAUGGCUGGCUCAAUGAUAGGAGUCUGUUUUGAGCUUUGUUAUGACUGAUCUCUCCGUACAGCUUUUUAGCAGCUGGGCUGACCUGAAAACAUGCUGAAUUUAAUGCAGCCAUUAGAAUAAAAUAGGAGGUCUAUAAAUAUAAGAAGAGGCCUUAUCAGUAGCAAAAUACUCUAUUAUAGUUUCAGAUAAUUAUGGGAAGGGGGAAUCCCGCUUCCAUCCAUAACUUGCAGUUAAGAAUACAAUUGUCAAAAUUUAAGAGAUCUGCAUUGCUUUUAGUACUUUUAAGGUUGAAACAGACAAGAAAGGUAGCUUUGCAAGUAAGAGGUGAUAAAACAUUAUUCCUCCAGAGGAACAUUAUUUGAAGCUGCAAAAUUUUGCACAAUCAGCAAAAGGAGCCCAUUGUUUCCUCCAGACAACCGAAUGCCCAACGGAAGAAAGCUCAUUUGCAACUUGGAAAGCUGCAAAACAAUAUUAGAGAAUAAUCAGACAUAUUUGACUGCUUACAGUAGCUGUGCUUCUGAUUGUGAAGAUACCCACCUCGUCUGUUUCAGCCCUUGUUUUAAAAUCAUGGAACUGCAUAUGUGUGCAUUUACACUUUAAUUAUUUAAUAUAUAUGCUUUUUGCCAUUAUAGUAUUAAGUUCUCCAGAUCCCAAUAUACUGAUUAUGAGGAAAAAUGUUAUUCUAUCAUGUCCUACUUCAAUAUUGCAUAAGGAUUGAAAAAAAUAUGUUUUGUGUGCUUCCAUAAUUCUUAAUGUUUUUUAGGUUAUUAUUACUUUUCCCGCAGCUUUUAUAUUCCAAAGACUAUU